AUGUCGACUGCCGAGAGUUGUUGCACCCGUACCCCUAUCGGGACAAACCAAAAGGUCCCCGUAGUAAAGAUUGCCAAUCUUGAUACCUACGUUGCCGGAAACACAUCCUCCAAAACCGGCCUCGUUGUAAUCUACGACAUCUUCGGCUUCUACCCCCAAACCCUCCAGGGAGCAGACCUACUAGCCGCACAAACCGGCGCAGUGACGUUCGUUCCGGAUGUGUUGGAGAAUGAAUAUGCUCUCCAUUCAUGGCUUCCGCCAGACACCGAGGAGAAGAGAAUUGCUUUUGAGGGGUUCUUCAAGGACACUGCUGCGCCGCCGUUGGUUUUGCCCAAGGUGAAGGCUUGGUUGGCUGUGGCCAAGGGCAAGUAUCCCAGUAUUGAGAAAUGGGGCAUUUUGGGGGUGUGCUGGGGUGGGAAGAUCGCCAUCCUCAAUUCGACGGAAGGAAGUGAUUUCGCUGUCUCCGGCCAAGUUCAUCCUGGAUUGUACGACGGAGCCGAUGCCAAAAACGCAGUCAUCCCUCACGUCGUCCUCGCCUCCAAGGAGGAGUCUACAGACGUUACCGCCGAAUACAAGGCCGCCUUUGACAAGAGCACCCUCGGCUCUUAUGUUGAUACUUAUGCUACCAUGCACCACGGCUGGAUGGGUGCACGAGCUAAUCUUGAGGAUCCCGAGAAUAAGAAGGAGUAUUACCGAGGAUACAAAGAAAUUGGAGACUUUUACUCCAAGUACCUGUAG
This is a messenger RNA of Talaromyces marneffei, 738 nucleotides long. RefSeq lists its product as uncharacterized. Bases 1 to 738 code for a protein of 245 amino acids. Gene Ontology annotation, molecular function: hydrolase activity. Lineage: Eukaryota; Fungi; Ascomycota; Eurotiomycetes; Eurotiales; Trichocomaceae. The transcript is spliced from 5 exons. The record is from RefSeq and is a predicted model, not a curated record.